This is a messenger RNA of Raphanus sativus (radish), 3519 nucleotides long. Its product is annotated as protein CTR9 homolog. Gene Ontology annotation, molecular function: RNA polymerase II complex binding. Gene Ontology annotation, cellular component: Cdc73/Paf1 complex. NCBI's taxonomy places the organism in Eukaryota, Viridiplantae, Streptophyta, Magnoliopsida, Brassicales, Brassicaceae. The coding region runs from base 85 to 3339 and encodes 1084 amino acids. The transcript has 24 exons. Gene Ontology annotation, biological process: regulation of DNA-templated transcription. The record is from RefSeq and is a predicted model, not a curated record.
UCGUUCUCCCCCAACAGAUUGGCACUGCAAAAUUGACUCAGAACGAGAAACUCAAAUCUAGGGUUGGCUUCUCGGCGGCGUGCAAUGGCGAGUGUGUACAUACCGGUUCAGAAUUCAGAAGAAGAAGUGAGGGUUGUUCUCGAUCAGCUCCCUCGUGACGCCUCCGAUAUCCUCGAUAUCCUCAAAGCCGAACAAGCUCCUCUCGAUCUCUGGCUCAUCAUCGCGAGAGAGUACUUCAAGCAAGGAAAAAUUGAUCAGUUCCGUCAAAUAUUGGAGGAAGGGUCAAGCUCUGAUAUUGACGAGUACUAUGCUGAUGUUAAGUACGAGAGGAUAGCAAUCUUGAACGCUCUCGGUGCCUAUUACAGCUACCUUGGUAAAACCGAGACUAAACACAAAGAAAAAGAAGAUUUUUUUAUCAUGGCUACACAGUACUACAACAAAGCGUCCAGGAUCGAUAUGCAUGAACCUACCACUUGGGUUGGGAAAGGUCAGCUCUUACUGGCUAAGGGUGAAAUAGAUAAUGCAUUUCAGGCGUUUACGAUUGGGUUAGGCAAUUCUGAUAACGUUCCUGCUCUUCUGGGCCAGGCUUCUGUGGAAUUUUACCGUGGACGUUUUUCUGAGUCAUUGCAACUGUACAAGAGGGUCUUGCAAGUACAUCCCGGCUGUCCUGCUGCUGUGAGACUGGGAAUUGGUCUUUGUCGUUAUAAAUUGGGACAACUAGAUAAAGCACGGCAAGCGUUUGAUCGCGUUUUGCAGGCAAAUCCUGAUAAUGUUGAAGCUCUUGUGGCACUUGGGAUCAUGGAUUUACAAGCAAAUGAUUCUUUAGGAAUGAGGAGAGGAAUGGAGAGAAUGCAGCAAGCGUUUGAGAUUUAUCCCUAUUGCGCAUCAGCCCUGAAUUAUUUAGCCAACCACUUUUUUUUCACCGGCCAGCACUUUCUCGUUGAGCAGCUGACUGAAACGGCGCUAGCUGUCUCAACUCAUGGGCCAACAAAGUCACAUUCCUUUUACAAUUUAGCACGGUCAUAUCAUAGCAAGGGGGACUAUGAAAAGGCUGGGAUGUACUAUAUGGCAGCCAUCAAAGAAACUAACAAUAAGCCACAAGAAUUUGUAUUUCCCUACUUUGGUUUGGGUCAAGUACAACUGAAGUUGGGGGAGCUUAAAGGAUCAGUGUCCAACUUUGAGAAAGUAUUAGAAGUCUACCCUGACAACUGCGAGACUCUGAAGGCUCUCGGACACUUAUACACUCAGCUUGGAAAAACUGAGAAGGCUCUUGAGUACAUGCGGAAGGCCACAAAACUUGAUCCACGUGAUGCUCAGGCAUUUGUUGGCCUUGGUGAGCUGCUGAUAUCAUCUGACACAGGGGCUGCACUUGACGCCUUCAAAAUGGCACGGACGCUCAUGAAAAAGGGAGGACAAGAAGUGCCUAUAGAAGUCCUGAAUGACAUUGGUGCUUUACAUUUUGAGAAAGAAGAAUUUGAGUCUGCGCUCGACAAUUUUAAGGAGGCUCUGGGAGAUGGAAUAUGGAUUAGCUUCCUUGAUGAAAAAGAAAAAUUAGAAGAGACAGGGGUGUCUGUUCAAGGGUACAAGGAUACUGGAAUUUUCCAUAGGCUGAUUGAAAAUGGUCACUCUGUCGAUGUACCUUGGAAUAAAGUCACAACCUUGUUUAACAUGGCUAGAUUACUUGAGCAGUUACACAAAACUGAAACAGCCACUUUUCUGUAUCGGUUGAUACUUUUCAAGUAUCCUGGCUACAUAGAUGCUUAUUUGAGGCUUGCUGCGAGUGCCAGAGCUCAGAACAAUCUUCCUCUAGCUAUUGAACUGGUGAAUGAAGCUCUGAAGGUGGACGAUAAAAAUCCAAAUGCUUUGUCUCUGCUUGGUGAAUUAGAGCUUAAAAAUGAUGACUGGGUUAAGGCAAAAGAAACCCUUCGAGCUGCUAAUGAUGCGACUGAUGGGAAGGAUUCAUACGCUAUUCUUUCCCUGGGAAACUGGAACUACUUUGCAGCAAUGCGCAAUGAGAAAAGAAAUCCAAAAUUAGAAGCUACACAUCUGGAGAAGGCCAAGGAACUUUAUACUAAAGUCCUGACUCAACAUAGUUCCAACAUGUAUGCUGCCAACGGUUCUGGCAUUAUAUUAGCAGAGAAAGGACAAUUUGAUAUUGCCAAGGAUAUUUUCACUCAGGUUCAAGAAGCUGCAAGCGGAAGUGUGUUUCUUCAGAUGCCUGAUGUAUGGGUGAAUCUGGCUCAUGUGUACUUCGCUCAAGGGAAUUUCGCCUUAGCCGUGAAAAUGUAUCAAAACUGCUUGCGGAAGUUCUUUUACAACACAGACUCUCAAAUUCUUCUUUACUUGGCCCGUACCCACUACGAGGCUGAGCAUUGGCAAGAGUGCAAAAAGACACUGUUAAGGGCCAUUCAUUUGACUCCUUCGAAUUAUACAUUCAGAUUUGAUUUGGGUGCUGUAAUGCAGAAAUCAUCAUCUUCCACACUACAAAAGAAAAAGAGAACAGCUGAUGAGGUGCGCUCAACAGUGACAGAAGCAGAGAACGCUGUUCGCGUAUUCACUCAGUUGUCUGCUGCUUCAGAUCUACAUGUUCAUGGGUUUGAUAGUAAGAAAAUACAAACCCAUGUUCAAUAUUGCACACACCUGCUAGAAGGAGCAAAAGUUCACCGUGAAGCUGCUGAGCGUGAGGAGCUGCAGAACCGGCAGAGACUAGAAGUUGCUCGUCAGGCUGCCUUGGCAGAAGAAGCACGCCGUAAAGCUGAAGAACAUAGGAAAUAUCAGUUGGAGAAAAGAAAACAGGAAGACGAACUGAGACGACUGAAGCAAGAAGAAGAAAAAAUUCAACGCAUAAAGGAACAAUGGAAGAGCAACACACAUGGAUCUCAUAAGCGUAAGGAAAGAGCUGAAGAUGAUGAUGGGGAAGGUAGGCCGAGUGAGCGGAAAAGAAAGAAAGGUGGGAAGAGAAGAAAGAAGGACAAAAGCUCAAGGGCUCGACAUUACGAGGACGAUGAUGAAGAAGCAGCUACUAUGGAUGAAGUGGAAGACGAAGACGCCAACACUAAUUAUAACAGGGAAGAGGAGAAUCAAGAAGCUGAGGAGCCUGUGGAUGACGAUGAUGCUCAUGAUCUUCUUGCUGCUGCGGGGCUUGAAGAUCCUGAUGCUGAUGAUGAGGUACCUGCUUCUGUUGCGAGACGAAGAAGGGCACUUUCUUCAUCAGAUGAAGAAGGUGAAUUGAUGGAGGGUCAUCCAAAUUCAAGCCCCCAGAAAGAGAAUUCUCCAGGAAGGCAAGAAGAGAGCAAUGUGGAAGAAGAAGAUGAUGCUAACUUGAACGAUGAGGAGUAGAGAUCUUUCAUACUUAACAGAUCUCUGUGUUUGUAACUUUAGUGAUAAAGAUUCUCUAUUGAUUGUCUUUAUUCCAAUUUUCCUAGGACUCGCAAGUGUGAGAACAAAUAACAUUCACAUGCCAAGAAUCAGUUUCAUAAAUGAGAGGAAGCAAAGCAUAUCAGACGAAUUUGAUUUAAA